AUGGCUGCGUUGCGCUGGUUGCGCCGUUCUCGCUCGUUGCGAUCGCGUGGUCUAUUCGAAAGCGGCCAAGAGCCGACGGAAACACAGCGAAGCCGUGCAGCAAGUGGCGUGGAAGCCGUGGACACCGUGGAACCAAGCAGCGAAUCGAGAGCAUUUGCCAAAGCAGCCGCCAAAGCUUUGCGUCGCCAUCAGUGGCAAGUGACCUUGGCUUUGUUGAGAGAUGGAGCAGGAAUAACCUUAGCAGGCAGAGUAAGCAACAUCAGCACCCAUGCUAAGAUGACGGACAAAAACGACAGCAGUGGCAGCACCCAUCACAGCAACGGAGCAAACAGUUCCAUGAAGAAAGACGAUGUGGAUAUUGAAAACGAUGAGAUCGAUGAGAUGGAUGAGAUCAGUCGCUGGAACAUCAUGAUCAGCGCCUGGGCAUCUGGCAACCACUGGCGACGUAGCCUCGCAAUUCUUCAAGCCAUGGAGAACAGCAGCCCAAACAGUCCGCUGCCAAAGCCCGAUUUGAUCUCCUUCAACGCAACGCUUCACGCGCUGGAAAGAUCUUGUAAGUGGCAACAUUGCUUGGCGCUUUUGGCAGCGAUGGAAAGAUCGAGUUGUAUGGAUGCAUGGAGCAUCAGGAUUGCCAUCUCUUCGUGCGCGAAGAACAGAGAUUGGCAAAAAGGGCAGGAACUGAUCAAACAGAUGCAGAAAUGGGCUCUAGAAGCCGAUCUUUUUUGCCAUACAGCACUGUUGAGUUCGUAUCAGAGGAGCACAGCGUGGGAGUUGGGUUUACGAUAUUUAAAGCUAGACAUUGAAGAAGAUGUUUUGAAGAGAUUUGAUUCAAUUGGCUUUGAAUCAGCUUUGAAUCUCACCGCGGCCGGGGCUUGGCAAGAGGCUUUCUGGUUGUUCAGCCUCAUGCAAGAGCAAGCGAUCCAGCCAAGCAUCACAGGUCUUGUCACUUCAGUCAAAGCGCUUCAGAACAGUUCAACCCCACCGACGCAAUGCCAGAAAGGGAGUUUGCAGAAAGACCUCUACGAUCAGAUUGAACACAGCUGUGUGUCUUUGCUGCUGGACAUCCGCCCCAGUGUGGAACAGCUCCUCACCGACGGACCUGAUGGCUCCGAGGGAUCGAAGAUCAACAGCAAGACGCUGAGGCAACGCAUCGUGCACAUCGUCUCAGCCGUGGAGCACCUCCUCAGCGUUCGGAUCGAGGGAGUUUCAGAGUCCUGCGCGAGGGAGGGGGUCGCUUUGGGAGAAGAGCAAGCACGAAGUCGCUCAGACGAGAGCGAGGCAAAGGAGCUGAAGAGUUUCCACACGAUGCUGGAGAAGAGUUUGGGAAGAAAAGAGGAGUUUCUGGAGCAAGGGAAAGAUUGGGAGAAGAGCUUCCACACGAUCAUCUUUUGGCCUGUUUUAGAGGCCUUGAGGAGUUCAAAUGUUCGGCUUCUGGGGCAUAUCCAUACACUUGGCGGCCAUUUUACGCAAAAGGCCUUGAACGAGUUGAGGAUGACACAGAUGGAGAGCGCUGAGAGCUCCAACCCCUGGGCGUUGGAUGCCCGGAAGGCGGUUGCUGCCGCCUUACAGGAUGUAGACGUGGUCGAGCCAUCUGCUAGACACUUGAUGAGUUGGGUUUCGUAUUCAGUCAGAAUUCAGGUACCAAAUAUGAGGCCUCACCUUCUGCGUACGAGGGGCUUCGUGGUGCCGCAUGGGCCCCAUGAUCGUCUCUCUGAUGAGUUGCCCUCCGUGUUCUGUCACUUUGACCGGUCGCAGCAUUCUGAGAGAAGAGCAUUGUUGAAAGUCUUAGAGAGACUCAGUUCAGCAACUCAAGUAGCUCAGGCCGAGGCUCAGGCUCAAGCUGAGGCAGUUGUCACAGGCAGUGUGCGUCUCUUCAGCUGCCAUACUCCGUGCGUCUCCUGCUUGUUUGUUUUCACGCAGUUCCAGCAACUGUUUCCGCAGAUCCGCCUGCAAGUGGCCUUUCAGUCUUGGGCAGAGACCAGGGCCGACGCGCUGCAAAAUUGCACAGACUGGCGCGCUAAAACGUGCUGUGCGCAUCGCUGGUUGCCCAUGUUCUGUUUCUGUCUGACUGGGGUAGUCGACUGA
Molecule: messenger RNA, 2085 nt
Organism: Durusdinium trenchii
Lineage: Eukaryota; Dinophyceae; Suessiales; Symbiodiniaceae
Source: the annotation of a GenBank genome assembly